Molecule: messenger RNA, 834 nt
Organism: Lolium perenne
Lineage: Eukaryota; Viridiplantae; Streptophyta; Magnoliopsida; Poales; Poaceae
Source: RefSeq, a predicted model, not a curated record
AUGCCCACGUCAGAUGCAACAAUCAUCGAUGAUGACGAUUCAAGUGAUGAAGGCAAGAAGAGAAGAUCCACUCCUCACUCGGUCAACAAUGGGCGGAGGAGUGUGCUUGGUAGGAAGACCGCCAAAUAUAUGAAGGGAAAGAAGUCCGGAGAUGAUGACAUUGCCAUUGAUAUGGAAAGGAUUGCAAAUGCAAGGUUGCAAGGAAAUGAAGAUAGGAAGGUGGCAAGAAACUUGGAGAAAGAGGCUAUGGAUGCUAUGGAGGCUCAGAGAGCCGCUUUGGAGGAGAGGCUUGCCGCCAACGAGGAGAGGAAGUUGGCUUUGGAGGAGAAGAGGCAAGCCAACGAGGAGCAUCUACGCCUAGUGGGGGAGGAGAGGAAGCUUUUCUUGAUGGAUACUUCCCACAUGGAUGAGAGACAAAAGGAGUACAUCAACCUUGCUCGUGACGAAGUGUUGGCCAAGAAGAGAUUGUUGAUAGCCAACAUGAACACACCCAACGCCGGCAUGUUUGGAGGAGGCAUGCCCAUGUUUGGAGGAGGUAUGGUAGGCAUGACCGGUAUGGAAGGCAUGGCCGACAUGGGAAGCAUGCCCAUGCCCGCCAUGGGAGGCAUGGUCGGCAUGGGAGGCUUUCGAGUCAUGGCCGGCAUGGGAGGACCAAGCUAUGGAGGAGUCUUCGGAGGGACUAUGGGAGGCUCGGUGAGUGGUGUCUAUGGGACUUUGGGAGCACCACCGGGAGGAUUCGUGGCCUCCAUGGAUCCUACUAUUCCUCCUUCAACCCAAGAUGACGAGGAAGAAGAAGCAAAAGAAGGUGAUGACUUGGAAAAUGCGGAAGUGUGA